CAGCCUCAUUCCAGCAACGACCUUCAGAGACCACCUCGGUCCGGCCCUCCCGAUCAGUAACGAAAAGCCUAUCAUCAAUGGAAUCUUGACCACUCGCACGAGGGGGACUUAUGUCCCGAGGAGCAAUGCCGGUGCCGAUCCUAGUACUGAUGAUGGUACUAGUACGGGUACCGGUACCGGGAAUGGGAAUGGGGUCAGAGCAAAGGAAGAAAAGUCACCGAAUUCUCAGGCCAAGGAACUCGGAUGGGCCCGAGUACCCCGGGGUAGAUCGUCACUCGGUGGACCAGGAAUGAUGGGAAGGAGGACGCUGUCCAUGCCGAACGUGCCUACGAUCCAAGAGUCCGAGGCCCAUCCUGGGUCUGAGCAGGUCGAGGAGUCGAGUGGACUUGGUGCGGAACAAGUCCAAGGGGACGUAUGGAAGAAGAGGGACAGGCAUGAGGUUGUUAGGAUGAUCAAGGCCGAGUUGACAUACGAGGCGGAAGAUCCGAUCGACCCGGGACGGAAGGAAGAAGACGAGCAGCAAGUUUCCCCGGUAUUAAAGGCUCCUCUGGGGACUACUGUGGCAGAGCAGGAGCAGGCUGAAGUGCCUCCCCGCCCGCAGACGGCUUGGGACGAGUGGAGGCGUCCGGACAAAAUGGACAAGCAGGUGGAGCAUCAGCCCAAGAGCAACGUCGGAGAAGGCUCGAGAAGGAGGACGAUGAGCAUGGACAAGGAUCUGCCGAGGUUGCCUAUCGAGAGUAUUCGGCAGGGCCUGGCUGGAGCGGAAGCUGACGUUACUUCAAAGGGAGGAUGGAAUCCCACGACUGGCUGGAGCAAAGACACGAGUAAAGGAGGACCUUUCUGGGAUCAUCGACGAAGGGCUACUGGGACUCAAUCGGUCAAUGGCGAUCGCGCUGGUACCCCUCAGAACCGAUUUGCCUUUCCCUCGGGCCGGCCUGCCGCUAGAGCGCAUUCGCCUUUGCUUUCUCGCCAGGCCGACUACCCGCCCAUCCAGCAAACCCUUAUGCCGACGAUCCGACCGGGAACACCUAUGCCAGUCCCUGAAUCUUCGAUGCCAUUGCUUUUAGCAUCCGCGCUACUAUCUCAACAAGCCUCGCAGAUCCUCAUUGAGCUGAGCUCUAUUCCGAACGCUGCGCCUGGCUCUACCGGCGGGGAUGGGGAUGAUCAAGUCGAUCAUCUGGACGCAUUCAAGAAGAGAAUGAGGAAUCUAGCGACAGAGGGUAACGAAGUGGGCAAGGGACUCAUGGACUGCGUCAUCGGCAGUCACGCUGGUUCUACCGACCAGGAUAUCGCUGGAGACGCUUUGAAACGCGCGCGAUUCGAUCUGAGCGGGAUCAACCAAGAAUCAUUGGAGAGGAGAUCGAGAAGGAUUUCCCUUCCCACGAGUACGCACAGCACCAUCCCCGUUCCUUCGGUGUACGAAGCGGGUCGACCGAUGACCCCUCAAUACGAGUACGGUCGGUACGACGAAGGCGGGCGGGAGGAUAUUUGGCAGAUGCAAGCGAUGCUCGAUCAGGCGCAAGAGACGAUCCGGGGGUUGCAGGCCAAUCUGAACAUGCUACGACCAGAUCUCGGUGACGAUGGGCACUUCGGAAGAGAGCAACAACGAAGGGAGCGAAGGAGGACGUUCUGGGGUGGAAGAUGGAGGCGUUGAGUUUGGGAAGAUGGAUCGAAGUCGAGCGUUUUUCUUUUCCGUCAAGAAACUAUAAUCAUGAUCAUAAUUCUCAAGUCAAUCUGUGUCGAGCCCACUCAAAUCAUGAUAUUGAAAAAUCAAGCUACAUACCGGGAAAGGAUGCAAUCCCAACUGUCUGUGUCCCCUACACAAUCAAGGCAAACCCACUGGACUCAAACAAACGUCAUAACAGGUCAUCAAAGACGAAACACGGGCGCUAUUAUAAAAACCGAUACA
Filobasidium floriforme is the source of this 1909-nucleotide messenger RNA. RefSeq lists its product as uncharacterized. The transcript is spliced from 3 exons. Bases 290 to 1654 code for a protein of 454 amino acids. Lineage: Eukaryota; Fungi; Basidiomycota; Tremellomycetes; Filobasidiales; Filobasidiaceae. The record is from RefSeq and is a predicted model, not a curated record.